Molecule: messenger RNA, 1707 nt
Organism: Ylistrum balloti
Lineage: Eukaryota; Metazoa; Mollusca; Bivalvia; Pectinida; Pectinidae
Product: carboxylesterase 1C-like
Exons: 2
Coding region: 1-1707 (568 amino acids)
Source: RefSeq, a predicted model, not a curated record
AUGACGAUUGCCGUAAGAUGGUUGUUGCAAGUGAUAUGUGUACUUGCCAUCGCGUCAACAAUGACAAGAUGCAUGGAUACAAAGACUAUCGUAACACCGUCUGGGAAGAUAAUGGGUCUAAAGGUUGACAUAGAAAUAUUACAAAACUUUGUGUACCAAUUCCGUCGAAUUCCUUAUGCCAAACCUCCUGUUGGUGACCUGCGAUUUGCCAAGCCACAACCGAUUGAGCCCUGGACAAACACUUUAAAUGCCACAUAUUUCGGACCGAACUGUAUGCAGACUAUAAGUAAUCCAAACAGCCCGCUACUACCAAACAGAAUAUUAUCUGAAGACUGUUUAGUGCUGAAUGUGUACGUACCACCUAAUACGACAGAAAGCAGCAAGAAGCCCGUGAUGUUUUACAUCCACGGCGGGGCCUAUGUGGAAGGCACGGGUAUGUUCUACGACGGCUCAUACCUUUCAAUCCACGGAGACCAAAUUGUUGUUACCAUAAAUUACCGGCUAGGUAUGUGGGGCUUUCUCACGACAGCUGACAGCCAUUGCCCUGGAAACUUCGGUUUGUGGGACCAGCGACUAGCUAUGCAGUGGACCAAAGACAAUAUUAAGGCAUUUGGUGGCGAUCCUGAACUUAUUACAAUCUUUGGAGAAUCGGCAGGUGGCUCUAGUGUCGCCAUUCAUUCUAUAUCGCCAAUCAACAAGGGUCUGUUUAAAAGGGCAAUGGCUCAUAGUGGCACGGCUAACUCAUUAUGGGCCGUUGCAGAAACUGGCUUUGCGAAAGUAUCACAGGUUGGGACCGGUAUUAUUCUUAAAUGUCUUGAUGUUGCAAAUAGUGUCAGGUUUUUAGAAUGCAUGAGAAAGAAGAGUGCUGAAGAACUACUGGAGGCUUCAGUAAGGAUUGCGAACAUUACAUUUAGUGACGUACAUCAGCUUCACUAUGCAAUACCAUUAGCACCCAUUGUAGACGGUGAAUUUAUCAUGGAUCUUCCUGCAAAAAUCUUGAAUGAUCCGUCCAGUCCAGGAAUGCAGUUUUUCCGAUCCCUUGAUUUUGUAGACGGUGACGUGAAUUCAGAAGGGUCUCUGAUUUUCCAAGAACCGCUUUAUUCUUUUCAACAAUCACAUAAUUUCAACUUAUCAGAUGGUAUUCCCUACAAAAUAUUGUGUGAAAAUAUCAUCGAAACCUUUAUAAAGGAGUAUUUCCAUAACAACCGAACCCUGAGAAAUGUUGCCUGUGCCAGGUAUAAGUCGACGAGCGGGGACGGUGUCGAACAGAGUCGUCUUGCAGUUGACUUUUAUAGUGACGUUAACUUUUUUACACCUGGAGUGUUGACACUGAACGCACAUGUUGGUGGCGCUGGUAGUACUUAUCAGUGGUUGAUGUCUCGAAUGAGCAGAUUUGGCUUCGGUUGGCCUUACCCGAACUGGUUUAGUGGAGCGGGACAUGCAGGAGAAGUUGCGUAUUUGUUUGGGAUUGAGAGGAAUCCAGAUAUCGUCUCUCCAGAUAGAAACCUAGCAGAACAGAUGAUGUCGUACUGGUCCAACUUUGCAAGAAACGGAAACCCUAACAACGGAUUGCCUGUGAAAGUCCAAUGGCCAGAAUACGAUGUCCAAGGUCGUCGUUAUAUAAGUCUGAACGCGACGAUAAGUGUUGAGGAGGCAUUGUACAAAGAUAGAGUGACUUUUUGGGCACCAGUGAUGCCUAAGGACUAG